This is a messenger RNA of Cucumis sativus (cucumber), 2227 nucleotides long. Its product is annotated as probable plastidic glucose transporter 1. The coding region runs from base 298 to 1920 and encodes 540 amino acids. The record is from RefSeq and is a predicted model, not a curated record. Gene Ontology annotation, biological process: monosaccharide transmembrane transport. Gene Ontology annotation, molecular function: hexose transmembrane transporter activity. The transcript is spliced from 12 exons. Lineage: Eukaryota; Viridiplantae; Streptophyta; Magnoliopsida; Cucurbitales; Cucurbitaceae. Gene Ontology annotation, cellular component: membrane.
UGAGCGAGAAAAAUCUAUUUGUGUUCAUUUGUACAAAAAUCCCGCUACUUUCCAUCGUGUGUCAUUGGAUCGAUUGUUGGUCGCGGAUUGAAUCGGAGAAAAUCUGUAAUCAUCGUCAACCCUAUCAACCACGUGCACACAAAUGGAGUCUUCUUUCAGUGGGUCCUUUUCUGGUUCGCUUCAUCUUCAACAAAUAUCAUGAAAAUGGGUGAAUCCAUCAUUUUGCUCAAAUCCCUGAUGUGGGUCUUCUGUACUUCUAAACCAUAACUCUCUCACGUUCUUGGCUUUUUUCGUUUCAUGAGGGUCAUUCCCCUUCUUCAUUUCCCGGUUCCACCGGCGCCGGCGAUCACCAUCGCUCGUCGGCACUCAAUACCUCCAUCCUACGACCUUUCCGGACAUGGGUCAUUCCCAUUACGUUCCGGUUUCCGUUAUAUGUUUCGUUCUGUUAGGAAGUUUGAGGUAUUGGCUACGAACAAACAGUUGCCGGAGCUGAAGGACGGAAAAUCAGAGAGUGAAGAAGGUAUUUUGUUGCGAGCGGAAGUUGGCGGUAGCUUCGAUUUAGGAUGGUUGCCUGCUUUUCCUCAUGUUCUUGUUGCUUCCAUGUCUAAUUUCCUAUUCGGUUACCACAUAGGAGUAAUGAAUGGUCCUAUUAUUUCUAUUGCUCGAGAACUUGGUUUUGAGGGGAACUCAAUCCUUGAGGGACUUGUUGUGAGCAUUUUUAUUGUUGGUGCAUUUCUUGGAAGUAUAAGCUCUGGUUCGCUGCUUGAUAAACUAGGCUUUAGGCGUACUUUUCAACUUGCAACAAUACCCUUGAUUCUUGGAGCGCUGUUGAGCGCUCAAGCAUUGACCUUGGAUGAAGUACUUUGGGGAAGAUUUCUUGUUGGCCUUGGCAUUGGAGUUAAUACAGUGCUUGUUCCAAUUUAUAUUUCUGAGGUUGUUCCAACAAAGUAUAGAGGAACACUUGGAGGCUUGUGCCAGAUUGGAACAUGCCUUGGAAUUAUUGCUUCACUCUUUCUGGGAAUUCCAUAUGAGAACGAUCCACAUUGGUGGAGGACAAUGCUCUAUAUUGCAAGUCUUCCUGGAUUCUUUAUUGCAUUUGGCAUGCAGUUUGCAGUUGAAAGUCCACGCUGGCUAAGCAAGGCUGGCCGACUGGAUGAAACCAGAGUUGUUAUUCGCAACCUAUGGGGAGAAUCUGAAGUUGAAAGAGCAGUUGAAGAGUUCCAGUCUGUAAUAAGGAAUGAUGGAAGUGAUUUGAACAGUGGAUGGUCAGUGCUUCUCGAAGAACAAAACUUUAGAGUUGCAUUCAUUGGAGGUGCCCUUUUCUUUCUUCAACAAUUUGCUGGCAUAAAUGGAGUUCUCUAUUUCUCAUCUUUGACCUUUGAAGACGUUGGAAUCACAAAUGUUGCUGUAGCCAGUUUAGUUAUUGGAAUUACCAAUUUUUCUGGUGCUCUCUGUGCGUUGUACUUGAUGGAUAAGCAAGGGAGGCAGAGGCUUUUAAUUGGAAGCUAUUUGGGCAUGGCAGUUUCAAUGUUACUUAUUGUCUCUACCAUUGGUUUCCAGUUUGAUGAAGAACUAAGUCACAAUUUAUCGAUAGUAGGAACUAUUGCUUAUAUCUUCUCCUUUGCAAUUGGAGCCGGUCCAGUGACUGGUAUUAUUAUACCUGAGCUUAGCAGCACCCGAGCACGAGGAAAGAUCAUGGCAUUUAGCCUUGCAGUCCACUGGGUAUGCAAUUUCUUAGUGGGUCUAUUCUUUCUCGACUUGGUCCAAACAUUUGGAGUUGCUCCAGUUUAUGCUAGCUUUGGUGCAUUCUCCUUAGUGGCAGCCAUAUUUUCCAAGUAUUUCUUAGUGGAAACGAAAGGGAGGUCUUUGGAGGAGAUCGAAAUGACACUGAAUACCAACUUCCAUGGCAGUGACAAGUAAUACAGAGAUUGACCUAAUCACUUUAAUGGGUAACUGUUGCUCUGUUUUAUAGAUACGAAAUAAAAAUUGUACAUAAAUGCCUUGUUGUCGUCGCCCGACUAUUUUAGCAUAUAUAGAUUUAGGCAUAUGCCCUCAAUGAAAAGGUUAGAGGUUCAAAUUUCUCCCAUGUCAACCGAAAGGAACGUUACAUUGUAUAAUUAAACUAAACUUCUCAUUUCUCUCUGAUUCUAUAUCUCUAUGUGGAAUUAUGUAUGGAUAACACAAAAUACAGUGGGGUCAUUUUACAUACAAAAUUCAAAUUUGAAAA